AUGUUUCGAGCGACCUGGGCGAAGCAAUUGCGUCGGUUUGCCACGAAAGCACCGCAAUCGACCCCGAAGACCUCUUGGAUUGGCUAUGCCUUAACCGCGGCUAUCUUUACUGGGGUCGGGGCUUACGCUCAUACAUACAAAAGUACACCUCAACCGAUCGUCAACGGAAAAGAGGACAAGCUGAGCUUUGAUGUCAAUGACUUGACUUCGCCUGUGUAUGCCAAUGCUGCUGAUUUUGAAACAGCAGUGGCGCAGAUGGCUGCCAUUGUUGGUAAGGAUAAUGUGAGUCGCAGCGAAGCAGAGCUUGUUGCCCACAAUGAUCUGUUCUUCGCUACCCAUCAUCCUCCUGAUCCAUCGAAGCAAAAACCCCUGGUUGUCAUUUAUCCAUCAUCGACUGAAGAAGUCUCAGAGCUUUUGAAGAUUGCCUUCAAGUACCGAGUUCCUGUAGUUGCAUCUCUGGGUCUUACUCUGUUGGAGGGUCAAAUGAUGCACACUAGAGGUCCUCACUCGGUAGCAAUCCUGUUCACAAAGAAUAUGGCGGACAUUAUAGCUUUUCACCCAGAAGAUUUGGAUGUAGUGGUACAACCAGGAGUUGGAUGGAAAGAGCUCGAUGAUUAUCUCUUGGACCACCCUGACGGUAGCCACCUCAUGUUUGGACCGGAUCCUGGGGUUGGUGCUGCCAUCGGUGGAAUGGUGAGCACACUGGCUCUGGGUACCAACGCUUAUCGUUAUGGAACGAUGAAAGAAGCGGUUGUUAGUAUGACAGUUGUUUUGGCUGAUGGCCAGAUUAUUCGAACUAAGCAAAGACCUCGCAAAUCCAGUGCUGGAUAUGAUUUGACUCAUCUAUUUAUUGGAGCUGAAGGUACACUCGGACUCGUCACAGAAAUUACACUUAAGCUUCACGUCCGCCCUAAGAUUGAGUAUGUGUCGAUUGCAAGCUUCCCUACAAUCAAAGACGCUGCCUCUACUGCGCUGAAUGUAAUCGGCAAACUGGGUCUUCAUCCUAAUGCUAUCGAAAUUUUGAAUGAAGAAAUGGUAAUGUUCGUUAAUGAAUCAGGAAGUGUGGAACGUAAGUUCGAUGAGAAGCCGACUUUAUUGUUCAAAAUUGGUGGUCACUCUGAAGACAAUAUCAAGGAACAAGCUCGAAUCAUUCAAAACAUUGCGCAGCAGAACAAUUUAAUCGAGUGGGAAAUUUCGACGAGUGAAGAGGAAAAUCAAUUAUUGUGGCUGGCUCGGCGUCAAGGCCUUUGGUCGACUAUUGAGUAUGGUAAAGUAGUACUCGAAGAUCCCAACGAUGUUCAGGUGUGGACCACCGAUAUUGCUGUGCCAAUCUCCAGGCUUGCGCAGGUGAUUGACGAAACUAAUGCCGACUUGAACGUCGACUUUAAAAACAAGUUUUCCGUCAUGGGUCACAUCGGUGAUGGGAACUGUCACUUUUUAAUCGUGUACAAUCUGAAUGACUACGGCAAGUGUGCCGCAGCAGUCGAUCGUAUGGUGGAGCGUGCGAUCAAAUAUGGUGGGACGUGCACAGGCGAACACGGCGUUGGCAUUGGUAAGCGCAAAUAUUUACCACUUGAGUACGGCGAACUGGCGGUUGGAUUUAUGCGGGCCCUCAAGAUUGGUCUUGAUAAACGGAGAAUCUUAAACCCUGAUAAGAUCGUUACCAUCGACCCACUUGACAAAUUAGAUGAGCAAUUGGAUUAUCACGGUCGUCAAGAAUGGUCGUGUUGCAAAUAG
Molecule: messenger RNA, 1737 nt
Organism: Diutina rugosa
Lineage: Eukaryota; Fungi; Ascomycota; Pichiomycetes; Serinales; Debaryomycetaceae
Product: FAD-binding oxidoreductase
Exons: 1
Coding region: 1-1737 (578 amino acids)
Biological process (GO): lactate catabolic process
Cellular component (GO): mitochondrion
Molecular function (GO): D-lactate dehydrogenase (cytochrome) activity; D-lactate dehydrogenase (NAD+) activity; FAD binding
Source: RefSeq, a predicted model, not a curated record